This is a messenger RNA of Lacerta agilis (Sand lizard), 1244 nucleotides long. RefSeq names its product insulinoma-associated protein 1b-like. Gene Ontology annotation, molecular function: DNA-binding transcription repressor activity, RNA polymerase II-specific; RNA polymerase II cis-regulatory region sequence-specific DNA binding. The transcript has a single exon. Bases 262 to 1116 code for a protein of 284 amino acids. Lineage: Eukaryota; Metazoa; Chordata; Lepidosauria; Squamata; Lacertidae. The record is from RefSeq and is a predicted model, not a curated record. Gene Ontology annotation, cellular component: nucleus; transcription repressor complex. Gene Ontology annotation, biological process: neuron differentiation; negative regulation of transcription by RNA polymerase II; regulation of cell cycle process.
CUGAAGACACGACGACGGGCACGGGCAAGAGACGCCGCCGCCGCCGCCGCCACCAGCAGCAACCCCGGCUAACAAAAGCCUGAGCGGACGCGCCAAGCGGGAAAACCCCUGCGCCAAGUUUGGAAGUCUGUCCUCUUGCAGGGCCCGCAAAGCAGCAACAGGUGCCAACAGCUCCCUCGACGGUGCGCCGCCUUGCCAGGCCCCUGGUGCCCAAGGGCUAAGAGCCAGCGCCCUUCUCAGCCCUCGUUCGAGUGGCCCAAGAUGCCCCGGGGGUUCCUGGUGAAGAGGACGCGUCGAGAAGCGCCCAUUUCCUACCGGAUCCGAACCCCGCAGAAGGAGGUGGAUGGCGGCGGGGUGCCGUCGGGCCUGCUGCUCCCCGGCGGGGCCUUGGCCUUGCCCUCCUCCGCCCCAAGGAAGCUGCCCCGGGCCGGGGGGCUGCCAGACUGCCCGGCCCCAGGGCCCGGCCCCCUGCGCCUGGCGGGAAGCGCCGCGCCGCUGGGCAGCUGUGUGGAGCGAGGGGGCCUCCAUUCGGGAUCGCCGGCCCCAGGCGCGUCCGCCCCGACUUGCGCCUCGCAGGCUCUGGGCACCGGGUCGGCCUGCGCGCCGUCGGCUAAGCAGCCCAGCGCCCUGGCGCCCGCGAAGAAGGCCGGCGGCGGUGGCGCAGCCCCUGCCCGAGGGGCGGUGGUGCUGCUGGGUGCCUUCGUGUGUCAGCUGUGCCAGGAGUCCUACCCCGGCCCGUUGGCCCUGGCGCAACACUGCUGCUCCCGCAUCGCCCGCGUCGAGUACCGCUGCCACGAGUGCAGCAAGGCCUUCAGCUGCCCGGCCAACCUGGCUUCCCAUCGCCGCUGGCACAAGCCCCGGGGCGGAGGCGGCGGGCACGCAGGGGGCACCACCAAGGAGAACGAGAGCCCCGAGCCGGGCAACGCGCCCAGGGGGGCCCUGCCCCACCCCGGCGCCGCCGAAGGAAGCUACUGCUGCUCGCAUUGCCCCAAGCGCUUUCGCCGCCGGGCCUAUCUUUGCAAGCACUUGGCUCUGCACAGCGCCGGAGGGCAGGUGUUGUCCGAAAGCCAGUGCCUCCGCGGCAAUCUCGCCCCUUGGCCGAAGAAACCCUUUUAAGAAACCCCGCAAGGACUGGGAUCGAGGACGCACUCUCAGGGAGUGCUGAGAAGGGGUGGGGGCAGCAUUGCCAAGGCCUGGCCCCACAGGCCCCUGCCCCAGCUGUUCGAAUUGGGGAGCCAGGGCUA